Messenger RNA from Mucor mucedo, 470 nucleotides. RefSeq lists its product as uncharacterized. Bases 37 to 378 code for a protein of 113 amino acids. The transcript is spliced from 4 exons. NCBI's taxonomy places the organism in Eukaryota, Fungi, Mucoromycota, Mucoromycetes, Mucorales, Mucoraceae. The record is from RefSeq and is a predicted model, not a curated record.
AGAUUCUUUCUUUUUUUUCUUCAAAAAAAAAUUAAAAUGAGGAAAAAACAUACCAUGGAAGAGUAUAUUGCUUUACAAAGGGUACUUAAGCCAGAAUUAGGGCUUUUCUUUCAAAACUUUGACAGAGACAUCCGGCUUAUGUAUUAUCGGUUACGAGAAACCUUUAAUCAUGAUCGUGCCAAAAUCGAGAUGGCUCUUAUUAUUGCUAAUGCGUGGGAUAAAGGAUUUAGCAAGGAAAUUGUCUUAUCGUAUCUUGGCAAAGCUCUGAAUCAAUAUGCUGAAAUGACGUCUAAAGAAAUAGCUGCUAUAUCAUUACUCCUCACCAACAUGGAUAUUAAAAUGGAUACUCAUAGUCAAGACUAUAACAAUAGCAAAUAAAAAAAAAGUCGUGGAUUUCUUAAAUAUGAACCUUUUACCAUUGUCUAUCCAUUGUCGUUUUGUUAUUUUUAAUAAAUCAAUGAUAAAUAUUC